This is a messenger RNA of Arabidopsis arenosa, 679 nucleotides long. The record is from the annotation of a GenBank genome assembly. Lineage: Eukaryota; Viridiplantae; Streptophyta; Magnoliopsida; Brassicales; Brassicaceae.
AAGAAAAUAGUUGAGACUGUUACAGAAACAAGAUCAAAGAGAAAAAAAAUAUCCCAAAACCAAAAACAAAGGAAGAAGAAGAAGAAGAAGAAGAAGAAGAAGAUGCCUUCAAGCACAUUCUCCGGUACCGUGAGCACACCGAAGCUAUCGGUGGCGGUUGACAUGGGAAACCCUUUUCUCAAUCUCACUGUUGAUGCCUUUCUCAAGAUCGGAGCUGUUGGAAUCACUAAAUCUCUUGCAGAAGAUACUUACAAGGCCAUCGACAAAGGGAGUCUCUCCAAGAGCACUUUGGAGCAUGCGCUUAAGAAGUUGUGUAAAGAAGGUGUUUACUGGGGAGCUGCUGGUGGAGUUUAUAUUGGAACAGAAUACGGAAUCGAACGUAUCCGUGGCAGCAGAGAUUGGAAAAACGCAAUGUUAGCAGGCGCGGCGACAGGAGCAGUGCUCUCUGCGGUUGGUAAGAAAGGCAAAGACACUAUCGUGAUCGAUGCCAUUCUUGGUGGAGCGCUUGCAACCGCUUCUCAGUUCAUUAACAAUCAUUAUUUCUACUGAUUUUCAAUCUUCCUAUAGGGACCAAUUCUGGUUUCCAAAGUUGGUUCAUAUGGUGUGGAUUCCUUUGUUUACUUUGCUCUUUCAAUAAAAAAAACAAUGUAGUGUUUUUGAAUGAAUACAUUUGAGUAUU